AUGGCAGCCACCACGGACUCGGGAGUAAAAGUCCCUCGCAAUUUUCGACUGUUGGAAGAACUGGAAGAAGGCCAGAAAGGAGUGGAAGAUGGCACAGUUAGCUGGGGUCUAGAAGAUGACGAAGACAUGACACUUACAAGAUGGACAGGGAUGAUAACUGGGCCUCCAAGAACAAUUUAUGAAAACCGAAUAUACAGCCUUAAAAUAGAAUGUGGACCUAAAUACCCAGAAGCACCCCCCCCUUUAUUUUAUAUGUUAACAAAAAUUAAUAUGAAUGGAGUUAAUAGUUCUAAUGGAGUGGUGGACCCAAGAGCCAUAUCAGUGCUAGCAAAAUGGCAGAAUUCAUGUAGCAUCAAAGUUGUCCUGCGAGAGCUCUGGCGCCUAAUGAUGUCUAAAGAAAACAUGAAACUCCCUCAGCCACCUGAAGGACAGUGUUACAGCAAUUAA
Enhydra lutris kenyoni (northern sea otter) is the source of this 447-nucleotide messenger RNA. RefSeq names its product ubiquitin-conjugating enzyme E2 variant 1-like. The coding region runs from base 1 to 447 and encodes 148 amino acids. Lineage: Eukaryota; Metazoa; Chordata; Mammalia; Carnivora; Mustelidae. The transcript is spliced from 2 exons. Gene Ontology annotation, cellular component: nucleus. Gene Ontology annotation, biological process: DNA damage tolerance; protein K63-linked ubiquitination. The record is from RefSeq and is a predicted model, not a curated record.